AUGAACUCGACAUCAUCACACACCGAGCACUUCACCAGUAUCUCUCAGCUACUCUCAUCAACUCAAACUCAAAAUGGCCUCCACCGACAAGACCAUCGUUCUCAUCACCGCAAAACAGGCGCCAACAGCGGCAUCGGUCUCGAAACCAUCGUCACCAUCUCCAAGUCCUCCCCUAAUUACCACCUCCUCCUCGCCGCCCGCUCCCUCGACAAAGGCAACGCCGCCCUCGCCAAAAUCCAAGCCGAGCACGGCGCUGCUCUCCUAUCCCCCGUCUCAGUCGUCAAGUUGGACGUCACCUCCCUCCCCACUAUCGAAACCACCGCAUCAUACAUCGAAUCCACCUUUGGCCGCCUCGAUGUCCUGAUCCAAAACGCGGGUGUCAUCGUCUACCGCCCUUGCUCCACCCUCGAAAACCUCCGCGAGACGUUUGAAACAAACACCUUUGGCCCGAAGGUCCUGACGGAGGCAAUGCUGCCGCUGCUGAAAAAGUCGAGGAACGCGCGCGUGAUUUAUGUGAGCUCGGUGCAGGGGAGUAUCACUUUCAAGCUGGACCCGGAGUACGAGUACAAACACACGAGGGGGAUCGAGUACAGGAUGAGCAAGGCUGCGCUGAAUAUGCUGGCGGCUUGCGACCGGUAUGACUUUCGGGAGUGGGGCGGGAGGGUGACUGCUUUUAAUCCUGGGUUUUGCGUGACCAACUUGACUGGGGAGGACGGCAGGAAGCAGAGGGUGGAGGCGGGGGCUAGGUCGGCGGAGGAUCCGGCAAGGGCUUUGCUUGAGGUGUUGGAGGGGAAGAGGGACGGGGAUGCGUGGGAGGAGAAUGGGAUGUUGGAUUUGGAUGGGGGGUUAUUCCUUGGUGAUUGA
Messenger RNA from Podospora anserina S mat+, 864 nucleotides. RefSeq lists its product as uncharacterized. The coding region runs from base 1 to 864 and encodes 287 amino acids. The record is from RefSeq and is a predicted model, not a curated record. The transcript is spliced from 2 exons. Lineage: Eukaryota; Fungi; Ascomycota; Sordariomycetes; Sordariales; Podosporaceae.